AUGUCGUCGGUCGCCCGCAUUGCUCUCGGCUCUAUUGCCUCCAAGGCUCCUUUCACCGUCCGUGCCAUGGCUGCUCGUGGCGUCGCCACCUCUGCUGUCAUGCAGAAGGACGUUGUUCAAGAAUUGUACCUCAAGGAGUUGAAGGGUUACAAGCCCGCUCCUGCUUCCCAGGCUGAUGAGUCUCAGGUCAAGGAAUUGAAGCUUCCCGCUGCUCCUCAGGCCCCUUCUGUCGAUGCUGACCUUGCUGAGCAAUUGGCCAAGUACGAUGCUGAACCCGAGGAGGCUACCCAGUAA
Molecule: messenger RNA, 294 nt
Organism: Zychaea mexicana
Lineage: Eukaryota; Fungi; Mucoromycota; Mucoromycetes; Mucorales; Lichtheimiaceae
Product: ATP synthase complex subunit H-domain-containing protein
Exons: 5
Coding region: 1-294 (97 amino acids)
Biological process (GO): proton motive force-driven ATP synthesis
Source: RefSeq, a predicted model, not a curated record